Messenger RNA from Trichoderma asperellum CBS 433.97, 240 nucleotides. RefSeq lists its product as uncharacterized. Gene Ontology annotation, molecular function: zinc ion binding; DNA binding. Gene Ontology annotation, biological process: DNA-templated transcription. NCBI's taxonomy places the organism in Eukaryota, Fungi, Ascomycota, Sordariomycetes, Hypocreales, Hypocreaceae. Gene Ontology annotation, cellular component: RNA polymerase II, core complex; RNA polymerase III complex; RNA polymerase I complex. The record is from RefSeq and is a predicted model, not a curated record.
AUGCCUCGCGAAGAGUACCAGGUCCCCACCACCUCCGGCGGCGCCUCAGCCGGAGCCAUGACCCGUGGUGCAACCGGCGGAGAGCGACACGACAGCCGUGCCGUCAUGACCUACAUCUGCGGCGACUGCGGCGGCAACGUCACCCUUAGCAAGGAUGCGCUGGUUGCCUGCCCUCACUGCGCUGGGCGCGUGCUCUACAAGGAGCGCACUAAGCGAAUGGUGCAAUUCGAGGCUCGAUAG